CCCCCUAUCCCAAACCUUGCUUUUACCUACCUACCUAUCUACCAUACCUGCUUCUCUACCUACCUUGCCUGCCUUACCUACCUUACCUAGCUUACCUCCCUGCCUCGCCUCUGCCUGCUCGACUGCCUGUGUAUACCAUGUGAGGUCGUGGUAGUGAGCUGUCGGAUAACACAUGCGCUUCGAAUUCCUAUCCGAGGAAUGUUGCCUCUGGGCAAUGUUCGCCCUGUGCUGACCGACGUAUGUCACACCGACAAAAUGCCUAAUCGGUCGGGAGUCGCCCCCAAAUUCGCAGGUGCAUCGUAUAAACCGCCUCAGGCCCAGAUUCUGCUGGCUUUGCCAACCUUAUACCUCGUCGCUAUCGUCAUAAGAGCCAUCCCCCUUUCCCCACCCUCCCCCCUAGACCUGCCCAUGUGGUAGGAGCUUGAAGCUGUGCGACUGGAUUGACCUGGCCUGGGUGGAUAUCGGGUGUAAUGUGCCUGAUGCUACCCUUGCUGCGUUCAUCAUGGUCGUGUGGUGGGAUUCUUGCCGAAUCCAGGCCACUGUCACUCGACAGUUUGUCUGUUCGCACCUCCUACCCGAGGAGAUCGAGCGGCUCGACCGCCCACUAGCCUUUGGCGACGGGCUGACUGACGGAACGUAUUGGGAGUGGAUCGACGAGAAGGCCAAGCGCAUCUUCCUCAUCUUGCUGGACUUGGGUGUGCCCGACCAGGUUUUUGGCCUCGUCGACGACAGCUGGGAUGACGACGACUUGCCCAUCCCGCUCGACCAAAUCGAGCGGCUCGAUCUCACGGCCACCAAGGACGACAAGGUCGAGAAAAAAUUCUACGCUCGCCAGUUUCUCUACCUGCUGAAAUUCGUGGAGAAGGGCGACCACGUAGUCUACGAGGACCCUCAAGUCCCGCCCAUCGACGUCGUGGACAAGCGCGCCGGAUUGAGCCUCAACAGCGUCGUGGACAGGGUCGAGUUGCCAAAUCGGCCGGGUGAGAUCCUGGCUCGGCGCCGUAUCCCAAUCAGGACCGGGCCCGGCGCCCUCACAGAGGAGGAGUUCGCCCGGGAAAUUAGCCAGACGAGGAAUAUCGAAAAUGGCCACCUCGUGUCUUACUUUGCGUCGUAUACUCAUCGCGGCCAGGGCUAUGUCCUCUUCACGCUGCCUAGCGACUUCAGCCUCAAGUCGCUCCUAGUAACAAUGCCGGGAUCGGUGAAGUCGUUGGCAAAGCAAGACCGGCGUAAUAUGCUGAUGAACUGGAUCCACUGCCUCGUCGACACGCUUUGCUACCUUCAUAGCCGCGGUUUAUCUCACGGUAACAUUAAACCGUCGACAAUACUUUUCAACACUGAUAACCACAUCUUCUUUGCGGACACCGGUCGCUUAAGCAUGGAAGCAAUAGGGAACACCUCGGAGAAGCCCACAUUCGACAAGGAAUCUUACGACUACGCUGCCCCUGAACAGUGGUACCGCCCUUCACCUACCCAUUCCGCACCGCACCGAAGGAGUACCCUUGUCGCCUCUUCGCCAUCAACCUCAUCGAAUAACUCUACCUUUUCCGGAACUCGGGGGAGUUCGGACGGCAACCACUCGGGGUCGACGUUUCACCCGCAUACUCCCUCCCUUAACGCCCAGGCUGCCGACAUCUUCUCGCUGGGCUGCGUGAUGCUCGAGAUACUAAGCCUUCUCAUGAAACGCCAGACACGGGCCUUCGCUUCUCACCGAGCCGCAAAACACAAGCAGGCGGGGCGGGGUGGGGCGGUGUUGGAUUCAUCGUUCCACAAGAACCUCGGGCAAGUCGAGUCCUGGAUGGCGGGGCUGGCAAAGGACGCAUCAAAAAAGGAGGACCUGGUGUUCCGGGGCGCCGAGCCGAUGCUGCAAGUAGUGGCGCGGAUGCUGUCGAUGGCGCCACACGAGAGGCCGACCGCGCGAGAGGUGGAGCAGUUCACGUACAGGAUCCUGACGGAGAACUGCCAGAUCACAGAGCCUCACUGCGUCCACCAGUACGGCGGGUGGGACUUCGGGAUGGGCGGCUUGAAUAUCAGCAGAGGAAGCGACGACUUUACUAUCGGGACGACGGCGACAAUGACGGCGGCAACGGCGAUAAGGAGAUAUAGCGGGUCGUCCCGGCAGGGCUCGUACCGGCCAGCCUCGCGCCGGCCGCCGAGCAGCAGCUCCGCCUGGGAGAGAGGCGUUGUUCCCGGCGAGGGCAGCAGCAGCGGUAGUAGCAAUGGCUCCGGCUUCCGUCCCGCGCAAAACACGCGGACGGGCAAGGCGCAAAGCUGGCAGUCUUACAUGUGCGAAGGCAGCGCGAGCAGCAUCGCCGGCGCCGACUCGACGUAGAGAGGAAGGGCAUAGGGUCGCACCCAGGGGACGUGGCAACACAGGCGAGCCGCAGGUAACUCAGAAUGAUGGGAGGGUGUCGAUUAGUCUAUGGGUGAAAACAAUUAUAGGGUCCAUUGGGAGUUGUGAGAAUGGCCUCUCCACACGGGGAAAAAGAACUCGGCGGCGGCGUUUUUAUCUAAGGACCUGUCCUCUCUCGCCCUCCUUGACUAGUUUGGUCCAGCGGAGUCCAGGCGGGCGGCGGAUAGCAGGGGACAGGUAUACCUAUUUCAUCUGAUCUAGUGUGCGUACAGCUGGCUCGGCCGUGUCGAGCAUGUAAAUAUGAUUGAUGCCAAGGAUUUGGUUGUAGGUUAGGUUGGGUUAGGUAGUUUGGUUGUUUUCGUAUAUCGGAAUGGCGAUGACCUCACGCGAAGAUACCCGCCUUACCCUGUA
Durotheca rogersii is the source of this 2761-nucleotide messenger RNA. RefSeq names its product kinase-like domain-containing protein. NCBI's taxonomy places the organism in Eukaryota, Fungi, Ascomycota, Sordariomycetes, Xylariales, Xylariaceae. Gene Ontology annotation, molecular function: protein serine/threonine kinase activity; ATP binding. Gene Ontology annotation, biological process: protein phosphorylation. The transcript has a single exon. Gene Ontology annotation, cellular component: cytoplasm. The record is from RefSeq and is a predicted model, not a curated record. The coding region runs from base 503 to 2329 and encodes 608 amino acids.